GUCAAUUCGUGCUGCUUCUGAACAAUGUCUAUUGAACGUAAAAAUCGUUCACAAGCACUAUCAUGGCUCUCCUUCUAGCGUCCUCCAUAAAGUCAAGGGCAGACUACCAAAAGAAUUGGACGUUCUCCUACUUUCAGAUUUGAUUUUUUCUAUUUCAGGUUCUCUAGACGGUCAGACCGUCCCUGCUGAUGCAAUCGCGCACUCUGCCUUGAUGCGCUACCUCCGCAAUGAUCUCAAUGAAAACGCACUCCAGCUUGGUUUAAACACCGUUUCUGAUGCAUACGUUGACAGCGACGACGGCCACGCUAAAAUCACUCUGACGCCAUCACGGUCCCUAUCCCAUACAUCCCGCCCACAUGCUAUUCUCGUGGCAGUGGAUCUGUGUUAUAUUUGGAAAACCGCAGGCGAUCGCGAAGACUCCACAGGCCUUCUCGGCGAUGCCAGCCCGUUCGCAGACAACUUGUACCUACCCUUUGAGCUCCUCCUCAAGCGCGUCACAGAGCAGCUUUUCAAUCAGCUUGUCGGACGCUAUCCUCUUAUCUUUGGGACGUGGUGCAGAAGACUCGACAUGGAGUCCGAGUACUUCCCUUCUGUUGCACAAUCCAUUCUCGAAAUCAUGCGGCGGUCCCCAAAUCCCCAUUUUGUAGCACGUUGUAAGCGACUAAUUAAGACUGCACGCGCUCGCCAUCACUCCGUGCUCCAGACCUCCGUGGCAGCCCUCUCCUUGUGUCUGCCCUCCCGCGACUCAGACGACUCGGAUGAUGGCGAGCAAAUCAAUGAUUCAAAACUCACACCAGAAGCCGUAUUGUGUGAGUCCUUGGAGCAGAUAUUUAGAGCGGGGGUCCCUCAGACCCGCUUCAAGAGCCAGGUCAUCGCCGCACGCUCUACUCUAUUGACUUCCUCAGCUGGGGAUGUCGAUCAACUAAUUGACGAUGACGCCAUUUUCAACAAUGCGGAAAUAGAUUUCCCUCUAGCUUGGCCCAAUCUCCCUGACAUUCACAUGGAUAACUCCGUUUCGGUUAUUGAUAUGGAGCAGACCGUGCCGAGCGACACGGAUGAUCUUUUAGAGGACUGGCCUGAAGAAGCAUUACCCUGGUCCACGUUUUCUGGUGCAUGGACUACGCAUUCGGACGAAUCUCUUAUCGAUGGCCUAGGCUCGUCAUCUCGAACACGUAGCGCUACACCCCCUUUGGCACGGUCCUAUCUGACUGAAAAUGAAGACGAUAGCUUCGUGUUGGAUCUAGAACCGGAUCACGAGCAAGAGGAUGCGAAGAUGGAAGAUGCCGAUUUCGAACGUGUUGUGUUUCAUCCACCCCUGUUAAGUCAUCCCGUAAAGUUUGGGCGCCAAAAACAACCUGGAGGUACAGAGGAAUUUGACUUGCUUGUUGAUGAAGAAUGGAGCUGCGAGGACGAGUUAUUAUUUGAUUUGGCCGACGUAUUCGAUGACUCGGGUGGUCUUGGUGUUGACGGCGAGACUGGACCUAUUGCUGUCUCACAAGUUCCGGACGGGGGCCCUGAUCAAGACAUCUUCUUACAGGUGAAGAGCAAUACCGCGGAUCAAGAAUACGGUUUUGACACACACAUGGAAGGUCAGGUGGUCCAGGGUAGCGCAUAUGACUGUUUUACGGAUGUCUGGGAUCUAUAACGUGUUCUGCAACAAAGUCUGACUUGGG
This is a messenger RNA of Suillus discolor, 1673 nucleotides long. RefSeq lists its product as uncharacterized. NCBI's taxonomy places the organism in Eukaryota, Fungi, Basidiomycota, Agaricomycetes, Boletales, Suillaceae. The transcript has 7 exons. The coding region runs from base 212 to 1645 and encodes 477 amino acids. The record is from RefSeq and is a predicted model, not a curated record.